Molecule: messenger RNA, 5916 nt
Organism: Drechmeria coniospora
Lineage: Eukaryota; Fungi; Ascomycota; Sordariomycetes; Hypocreales; Ophiocordycipitaceae
Product: activating signal cointegrator 1 complex subunit 3
Exons: 2
Coding region: 1-5916 (1971 amino acids)
Molecular function (GO): ATP binding; ATP hydrolysis activity; nucleic acid binding
Source: RefSeq, a predicted model, not a curated record
AUGGCAUCGAGCAAUCUCGAAGCUGCCGAGGCACAAUGGCGGGAACAGUUCGCCGCCAUGCGGGCAGCAUUGGCCGACCUCAAGCUCCCCCAAGCUUCGAAAGAGCUCGACGACGACUGGGAAGAUGACGAGUUUGAGGCCUGCUGCUCGGACGGCAGAGGGCAGGAUGUCUGGGACUUCAUAUCCGACGACGAAGAAGCCGACUCCAGCAGCAGCGACGUUGCGUUGGAGGAUGCAUCCGCCGCAGCUUCACAUGCCGCCUACGGCGCCGAAUGGUUUGCCGACAUGUGCUCCGAUGUCGCCGCCGCCGGCUUCCUCUCGCCAGGCGACCUCCAGAUUCAGGUUCUGGAGGCGCUCGCUUCCGGCGGCCCCGAGGAGGAGCUGCAGGCCAGCCUCACCGACCUGAUUGGAUUCGACGGUCUCGAUUUCAUCAUCGAGCUGCUCGCCCACAGGGACCAAGUUGUCUCCGCCGUCUCCGCCAAGAACCGGGAACAAGUCACUGGCCGGAGGCUCUUGAGCAAGUCGGAGCGGGCAGAGGCUCUCCGACGCCAGGACCUGGAGCACAAGUCGGCCACGCUUGCGCCAAGCUACUCCAAGGAACCGCAGUACCCCCAUGUCUACAAGGCAUACCAUGCCGGCAACACGCUGAGCACGUCGGGGAAAAAGUACGGUCUUCCCAUGGGCAGCGAACACCUGCAGUUUGAAAAGUACGAAGAGUAUUCCAUCCCGGCCGGCCGAAAGGGGACCGUCGGCCCCGGCGAGAAGCUCGUCGGCAUCGCAGACCUCGACGGCCUCUGCCGAAAUACCUUCAAGGGUUACAAAACUCUCAACAGGAUGCAGAGUCUUGUAUUCCCGGUUGCCUACAAGACCAAGGAGAACAUGCUCAUCUGUGCCCCGACCGGUGCGGGCAAAACCGAUGCGGCCAUGCUCACCAUACUGCACUCGAUUGGGCAGCAUAUUCACCCCAACCCGAUGGACGACACGGAAGCGACCGAGUUCGCCGUCAACGCGGACGACUUCAAGAUUGUCUACGUCGCCCCGAUGAAGGCCCUCGCCGCCGAGGUAACGGAAAAGCUGGGCAAACGGCUUGCCUGGCUUGGCAUCAAGUGCCGCGAGUACACGGGAGACAUGCAGCUGACAAAGGCGGAAAUCGUUCAGACGCAAAUCAUCGUCACGACGCCGGAGAAGUGGGAUGUCGUGACCCGGAAGGGCACCGGCGACACGGAGCUCGUCCAAAAGGUCCGCCUCCUCAUCAUUGACGAAGUUCAUAUGCUUCACGACGAGCGAGGUGCCGUGCUCGAAUCCCUCGUCGCUCGCACCGAGCGCCAGGUCGAGAGCACUCAGUCGUUGAUCCGCAUCGUCGGCCUCAGCGCCACCCUUCCCAACUACAUCGAUGUCGCCGACUUUCUCAAGGUCAACAGGUAUGCCGGCCUGUUCUACUUUGACGCCUCCUUCCGACCCGUACCCCUCGAGCAGCACUUUAUCGGCGUCAAGGGAAAGGCCGGCUCGAAACAGUCGAGGGAAAACCUGGACAACGUCGCGUUCGAGAAGGUCAAGGGUGUUCUCGAGCAAGACCAGCAAGCCAUGGUCUUUGUCCACUCCCGCAAGGACACCAUGUCCUGUGCCACCAUGCUUCACCAGAAGGCCAUGGAGCACAUGUGCGCCGACCUCUUCGACCCGAGCUAUCAUCCUCGGUACGAACAAGCGUCGCGAGACAUGAAGUCGUCUCGCUCCAAGGAUAUACGUGAGCUGCUCUCCAAAGGCAUAGGUAUCCACCACGCAGGCAUGGCCAGGACCGAUAGAAACCUCAUGGAACGCCUGUUUGGCCAGGGCGUCCUCAAGGUUCUUUGCUGCACCGCCACCCUCGCCUGGGGUAUCAACCUUCCCGCCGCCGCCGUCAUCAUCAAGGGGACCCAGGUGUACAGUGCCCAGGACGGCAAGUUUGUUGAUCUCGGCAUCCUCGAUGUCCUGCAGAUCUUCGGUCGUGCCGGCCGUCCCCAGUUCGAGGACACGGGCGUGGGAAUGAUCUGCACCACCCAAGACAGGCUUCACCACUACCUCACGGCCGUCACCGAGCAGUUGCCCAUCGAGUCGAGGUUCUCCUCCAAGCUGGUGGACAACCUCAACGCCGAGAUUGCCCUGGGCACCGUCACGUCCAUCCAGGAUGCCGUCCAGUGGAUCGGCUACUCCUAUCUGUUUGUUCGCAUGCAGAAAAGCCCGACAUCGUACGGGAUUGAUUGGUCGGAGAUACGCGAUGACCCGAGCCUGGUGCAGAGGCGACGGCAGUUGGCCAUGCAGGCGGCCCGGACCUUGCAGCAGUGCCAGAUGAUCAUCUUCAACGAGAGGACCGAGGAACUUCGCAGCAAGGACAUAGGACGCAUAGCCAGCCAGUACUACAUCCUCCACACGAGCAUCCAAGUCUUCAACGCCAUGAUGCAGCCUCAAGCGACCGAGGCCGAUAUCUUGAAAAUGAUCAGUAUGAGCGGCGAGUUUGACAACAUCCAGUCUCGGGAUAACGAGGCCAACGAGUUGAUCCAUCUCAAGAACGACGUCGUUCCUUGCGAUGUCGCCGAAGGCAUUGACACGCCUCAGGCGAAGACCAACAUCCUGCUGCAGUCCUACAUUUCUCGCCAGCAGCCGCAGGAUUUCGCCCUGUCGAACGACAUGAACUACGUCGCCCAGCAGUCGAGUCGCAUUUGCCGCGCGCUUUUCAUGCUUGCCCUGAACCGCAAAUGGGGCCAUCAGUGCCUCGUCCUCCUCACCCUCUCCAAGUCGAUCGAGAAAAGGAUCUGGCCGUUCCAGCACCCCCUGCAUCAGUUCGAUCUCCCGAAGCCCGUCCUCAACCAGCUCGAUGCCAAGGAGCACCUGACGAUCGAGGCCAUGAAGGAGAUGGAGCCCGCCGAGAUUGGCGCCCUCGUCCACAAUCACAGCGCUGGCAAGAAUAUUGCGAGGAUCUUGAACCACUUCCCGACCGUCCAGGUCGAGGCCGAAAUCGCGCCGCUGAACCGAGACGUCUUGCGUGUCAAGCUCCAUAUCCUGCCGGACUUUGCGUGGAAAGACGCCUUCCAUGGGACGUCCGAGUCGUUCUACAUCUGGGUCGAAAACUCGGACACGUCCGAGAUCUAUCAUCACGAGUACUUUAUUCUCAACAGGAGAAAACUCCACGACGACCACGAGCUCAACUUCACCAUACCACUAGCCGACCCCCUGCCGACGCAGAUCUACGUCCGAGCCGUAUCGGACAGAUGGCUCGGCGCCGAGACCGUCACGCCCGUCUCCUUUCAGCAUCUCAUUCGCCCCGACACGGAGAGCGUCUACACGGAGCUGCUGAACCUGCAGCCGCUGCCCGUGACGGUACUCCAGAACCCUGGUCUCGAGGAGAUUUACAGCCAGCGAUUCCGCUUCUUCAACCCUAUGCAGACGCAGAUCUUCCACACGCUGUACCAUACGUCCGCCAAUGUCUUGUUGGGAUCGCCGACGGGGAGCGGAAAGACGGUGGCGGCCGAGCUGGCCAUGUGGUGGGCUUUCCGGGAGCGGCCAAAGUCCAAAGUCGUGUACAUUGCACCCAUGAAGGCCCUCGUUCGCGAGCGCGUCAAGGAUUGGGGGGCCCGGCUGGCGCGCCCGCUGGGUCUGAAACUUGUCGAACUUACCGGUGACAACACCCCGGACACGAGGACGAUCCAGGGUGCCGACAUUAUCGUCACCACGCCUGAGAAGUGGGACGGCAUCUCGCGUUCAUGGCAGACUAGAGGCUACGUUCGACAGGUUAGCCUCGUGAUCAUCGACGAGAUUCACCUCCUGGCCGGUGACCGCGGUCCCAUUCUCGAAAUCAUUGUUUCCCGCAUGAACUACAUCGCUUCCACGACCGAAAACGCAGUCCGGCUGCUCGGAAUGUCGACGGCCUGCGCCAACGCCAGCGAUCUUGGAAACUGGCUCGGCGUCAAGGAGGGUCUCUUCAACUUCAAGCAUUCGGUCCGGCCCGUGCCCUUGGAGCUGUACAUCGACGGGUUCCCCGACAUAAGGGGCUUUUGCCCGCUCAUGCAAUCCAUGAACCGACCGACAUUUCUCGCCAUCAAGAACCACAGUCCGGACAAGCCGGUGAUUGUCUUCGUCGCUUCGCGACGGCAGACACGCCUCACGGCCAAGGACCUCAUCAACUUCUGCGGCAUGGAGGACAACCCGCGGCGCUUUCUCCGGAUGGACGAAGAGGACCUCCAGCUCAACUUGUCGAGGGUGAAGGAUGAUGCGCUCAAGGAGGCCAUCAACUUCGGAAUCGGUCUCCACCACGCCGGCCUCGUCGAGUCCGACCGGCAGCUCGCCGAGGAGUUGUUCCUGCACAACAAGAUCCAGGUCCUCGUGGCAACCAGCACCCUGGCGUGGGGAGUCAACUUGCCGGCUCACCUGGUCGUCGUCAAGGGUACGCAGUUCUACGAUGCCAAGGUGGAAGGCUACAAGGACAUGGACUUGACCGACGUGCUGCAAAUGCUCGGCAGGGCGGGUCGUCCGCAGUUUGACAACUCAGGCGUCGCUCGCAUUUUCACCAAGGACUCCAAGAAGGACUUUUACAAGCACUUUCUUCACACUGGUUUCCCCGUUGAGUCCUCUCUCCACACCGUUCUUGACAACCACUUGGGGGCCGAAAUCUCGGCCGAGACGAUCCUCAGCAAGCAGGAUGCCUUGGACUACCUGACGUGGACCUUUUUCUUCCGACGCCUCCACAAGAACCCGUCGUACUACGGCCUCGAACUGUCGGCCGAGGAGCACAGCACCAUGGCCGCGCAGCAACUGGCCAACGAGUACAUGGUCGAGAUGGUCAGCAAGUCGCUCGACGAGCUCGCCGCGUCAAAGUGCGUCGAGUUGUUCCCCAACGGCGAUGUCGAUCCGACGCCGCUCGGCAAGAUCAUGAGCUACUACUACCUAUCUCACCUGACCAUCCGUCACCUCGUGCGCCACGCCAAGGCGCAAGCAUCCUUCCUCGAUGUCCUCUCCUGGAUGUGCCGAGCGACGGAGUACGACGAGCUCCCGGUCCGCCACAACGAGGACCUCGUCAACGACACGCUGUCGUCCAACCUGCCCUUCCCCGGCCACGCGUUCGGUCUCCCGAUGUGGGAUCCCCACGUCAAGGCCUUCCUGCUUCUCCAGGCGCACAUGUCGCGCAUCGACCUCCCCAUCACGGACUACGUCGGCGACCAGACCAGCGUUCUCGAUCAGGCCAUUCGAAUCAUCCAGGCCGGCAUCGACGUCCUCGCCGAGCUGGGUCACCUAUCGAGCUGCCUCCAGAUGAUGAAGCUCAUGCAGUGCAUCAAAUGCGCGCGCUGGCCGACGGAUCCUCCUGUCUCGAUCCUUCCCGGACUCGGGCAGGCAGCGCCGGCAAAGGACGAUGACCCUACGCUCGCCAGCAUUAGCACCUUGACGGCGCAGCAGGUAAACCAGCUCGCAAGGCGACUCGACGUGCCCUCAAGCCAGCAGUCCCGGUUCGCGCGCGCCGUCUCCUUCCUGCCCAACGUCUCCGUAUCUGUCGGAGACACGACGGUCACGUCAGUAACCGUGAAGCUCGAGCGCCGCAAUCCGCUCGUCGACCGGGACGCUCGCAUCUUCGCGCCCCGGUUCCCCAAGCCCCAAACUGAGGGCUGGUUCGUCGUCAUCGCCGACGCGGCGCGCGACGAGGUCGUUGCUGUCAAGCGGGUUGGCUGGUCGCUGGCCGGUGGCAAGGGCGGCGGUCGGGCUGUCCCGCUGUCGGCCAGGACGACCAUCAAGCUGCCCGAGCCGACCCCGGGACAGGGACGGAAGCUGGACGUCGUGGUCGUCAGCGACGCCUACGUGGGGCUGGAGUACCGCGUUAUGGGUGUAGAUCUACCCUCGCCACCCGCCGUGAUGGACGACGUGAGCGCCAAGAUGACACACAGGGCGAGCUGA